This is a messenger RNA of Plectropomus leopardus (leopard coralgrouper), 3720 nucleotides long. NCBI's taxonomy places the organism in Eukaryota, Metazoa, Chordata, Actinopteri, Perciformes, Serranidae. The record is from RefSeq and is a predicted model, not a curated record.
AUAAUAAUGAUCAAGAUGGCUACUACUGAAUCCUCCUUACGGUAGCUAACCUCCAGUUUCAUGGAAGCGCCGAAAACUGCUUUUCCUCGCUGUUUGAGUCCCUCGUAGGCGACGGGGGAUGAACCACGGAUCAAACUUUAUGGAUUAAAACGGGCGGAGAGCAGAUAAAAGUGAUCGCGUUGCCUGCAGCUCUCAUUCUCAGGACGCUAGCUAGCAGAGCAACUAGAGCAACUAGCAGAGCAACUAGCAGAGCAGCCAGCUAGCUCCGCUCCUCGACCCGUCUCCAGCUUUCAGCCAGCGGCGGCUCACAGCAGCGCCCUCCUCCCCGCUUUAGGUGCCCGCUCGUCGGUCGGAGAGCGUCAAAUGGCCGAGCCGAGGAAAGUACCGUUCGUCACCAUCUCCUCCUUCAGCACGUCGCCGACAGCAGCCCCGGAGACCGGCAAGAAGCGCCGCCGCGAAGAUGAGGCCGCCGACAUCACUUUUGGGAAAGAUGGAGGUGGAGGUGCCGCGGCGGUCGGGUCAGGAGGUGGCGGAGGUCCUUUCGGGAAAGGAGGCGACGCAGAAACCGGGGAGGUGAAGCCGACCGUCCGCCUCUCACUGCCGCUGUCCGAGCCCAGCGACCGGGGCUCCUCCGAGUUCAACUACGGAGAGCUGCUGAGCUCAACUCUUUCUCAGGUAAAGCAUGCAGGUUCAACAGUCCCGAAAGGACUCACUCCUCCACUGGACCCCAACGACCCGUUUGCUGACGACGAUCGGGAGAGACGGGAAGUGGAAGAGCUGGCCAAGAAAUUUGAGAGCAAAUAUGGUGGUGUCUCAAAGAAGAAGAAAAAGGACAGGAUGCAGGAUCUCAUUGACAUCGGCUAUGGCUACGAUGAGACUGACCCGUUCAUUGACAAUUCAGAGGCUUACGACGAGCUGGUCCCUGCUUCUCUCACCACAAAACACGGAGGCUUCUACAUCAACACGGGCACUCUGCAGUUCAGAGCAGCGUCCGACUCUGAGGGAGAAAACGCAGGAACGGAGGAUAAUCGCUUCAAAAAGAUGAAAGAUGGCGAGGAGCGGGUGAUUAAAAAACGCCGGAAAAAGCAAGAUGGUGGAAUUCUGGAAGACAAGAAACCUCGAAAGAAUAAAGUACCAAAGCCCGGAGUUACAGCCCUGAAUGUUCAUCGUCCAGAGAAGAAAAAGAGGAAGAAGCUGAUGAAGGAUUCCCUCCACCUGGCCAACAUGCUGCGUCGCUUCACCAGGGAGAAGGAGGAGAUGCGCAAGAAGAACAUGGUCGCCGCCGGUCUGCCACGUCCCACCGCCAAAGUGCCCAACGCCAACAGUGCACUCCUCAACGCUCAGCCCAAGGCUGCCGGGGGCAACGAUUGCAACAUGGCUGACCUGUCGGCCGACCCCGCGGUGAUGUCACUGCUGGGCACAGCCAAUAACGACUUACUGCAGGACAUGAUGGGCGACCUGGACUUCGGGAUGCUGGACUCUCCUCAGCCCUCCAGUCCUCUGCAGGGAGAGAACGGCUCCUUUGCGAUGGGACAAAAAGCAGGCGGCAGCAAAGUGUCACAGGGUAACGUGGUGGCUCCUCCUCCGCUGCCCAGUGGACUUCCUGCUCCGCUCACAAAACGCAUCGAGGACCUGAGAGCGGCGUCCCGUCUGUUUGAUGCAGAGGGCAGGAAGAAAUUCUUCACAUUGGACAUGAACAACAUCCUACUAGAUAUCGAGUUGCAGGUCCAGGAGCAGCUUCCAGAGGUGCGUUCAGUCGUCUACUCUCACCUGGAGGCCUUCGUGCCCUGCAAUAAAGAAGCUCUGCUCAAACGCCUUAAGAAGCUCAGCCUCAACAUACAGGACGACCGUCUCCGAACGCCCCUGCUGAAGCUGAAGCUGGCAGUGUGCAGCGUGAUGCCGGAGCAGAUUGCUCGCUACAACAUGGACUGUAUCGCUAAAGUGGCAAAGCAGCAGUCUGAGGAGGGAGAGAAGAACGGCUCGGAGGACGAUGACGAGGAGAAACCAGGGAAGAGGGUGAUGGGCCCUCGAAAGAAGUUUGUCUGGGACGACAAACUCAGGUUAUUGCUGUGUAACUUGGUGCGGGUGAAGCUCAGCUGCUACGAGCUGGAGGGCAAGAACUCGCUGUCUCCAGAGGACUACCUCAAAGCCUUCAUGGAGACUGAAGUCAAACCUCUUUGGCCGAAAGGCUGGAUGCAGGCCAGGAUGCUGUUCAAAGAGAGCAUCAUGGCGCACGGUCACCUCACAGGCUACACAGCAAAGAAAAAGAUGGUCCCUACUCCCAAGGCCAAGCCAAAGGAUGCGGUCUGGGUUCAGCGUUCGACGCCUUCGACGGGUGCCUCUCCCUCUCCUGCAGCCCAGGUUGCUAAGCGACCACCUCAGUCACCGGCUGAACCCAUAUGUCUCGAUUCCCUCGACGGAGUGCUGACAGCUCCCUCACUGGACUCCAUCUCGCAGGCCUUGGCCAUCCUUGGUAACGCAGCUAAGGGCCUCGCCCACGGAGACAGCCCCCCGUCCCCGGAGGGGCCCAAGACCGCCGCCAAGCCCUCGCCGCUCCACGCCUCGCCGCUCAUACAGCAGCAGCAGAAAAAGAACUCCGUCAGCUCUCCCAGCUCCAACGCACCUCACUACAUCUCUACCUCUUCGUCGUCCUCCACCCCUCUGUCUCGGCCUCCCUCCAUCACGUCCUCCCCGCUGGCCUCGGUGAGGGUGGACGGGAUGGGGGUGGUGAAGGGCACGGUGCAGGCGCACAGACACUCAGUGUUGAACACUCAGAGGACUUUGGCUGUGGGCGUGGCUAAAGCCAACAUGCCUGCCUCGGCGCCGCCGCCCAAACCGCGUCCGCCGCCCACCGCGUCUCCGCUCGUGCCCCCGGGGUCAAAGACGGGGGUGUCCACUCCCCCGUCCGGCCUCCUCAAAGGCAGCAAUAAUAAAACCAACAGUGGUGACACACUCAUCAUCACAUCGCCUCAGUCUCGGCCACACACCCUCACGUCCCCGUCACACAUGACGCCCAAAACCUUCCAGACGCCUCGCCUGCCCCUCACCCCGCAGACUAAGUCCUCCCCCUCCCUCCCUCAGACCCUUUCUGGAGUUCAGCCCCAGCCGCAGUCGAACUUCAUCACCCCUAUGCACGCCACGCUCACCAAAUCCACCCACAGCAGCAUCCCGCCCAUCGUCAAACUCACGCCCCGCACCCUCAACCCCGCUGUGACCGCCGCCACCACCUCAGCCGCGCCCUCCAUCCCCAGGUCUCAGGCAAACCCCCCCAUACACCAGUACUCCCCGAAGAGCCCGGCAGGGUUCCGCGCGCCGUUCUCAGGGGCCACAGCAGGAGUGACCAAGCCGGGACAAGUCGGCUUCACUCCUCCAGGCCAGAAGACGCCCAACAACAGCAACAACAGCACCACCAACACCAGCCUUAUUAACACCAUAUCCAUCAGCAAACAUUCAGGAUCCAGUGCCUCCCCCACACCCGCCUCCGCCAACGCAGGCCAGCGCCAGAGGCCGGGGGGCGGGACACCUCAGGGGGCCAAGCCUGUCGCGUCUGUCCCAUCGUCGUCCGUCUCCUCUCAGUUGCCACAGGACCAAGUUGUUUUCUGUACACAACACAGACAGCUUCUCCACCUCGUCCCAGUAUGUGGACUCAUACCCUCCAGAGAUGGAGGACUUGAUGAUGAUGUUGCUAAGGGUGGGAAGGCGGUGCAGUCGUGGGUGUAG